CUCGCUGCCCUCGUUGGUAUCAUGUUGAUAUCAUGACCUCUUGGUGACCCCGUGGUGGCCAUGUUGGCAUGGUGACCUCACAGUGACCUCGUGGUGCCUGCCGUCGGCCAUGUCGUCGUCGUCGUCGAGCCCGGAGCCGCCAUCACCAUCCAGCUCUCGCCCCCCUGGCAGCAGCGCCAGCCCCUCCCCCUCGGCUGAGGCCCCGCCCCCUCCUGCAGGCCCCGCCCUCCGCGGGGGGGACCCCGGCCCUCCCCGAGACCUCGCGCUCUUUGAGGAGGAGCUGGCCACGCGCCCCCGCGUUCCGGCCGUGCUGCGCCGCAUGGCGCCCUACAGCGCCCUGAGCCCCGGCAGCGACCGCGGCCCCGGCCGAGCGUCGGGUGCGCUGCGGGCGGUGGCGCUGCCGGCGCUGCAGACGCCGCUGGGAUUGGUGCUGGUGCUGCGGCUGCCGUGGGUGGUGGGAACGGGGGGGCUGCUGCAGGCGGGGGCCAUCGCCCUGCUGCUGGGCGCCUGCACCGCGCUGACCUCAGUGUCGCUGAGUGCUGUGGCCACCAACGGCCCCGACCCUGGGGGAUGCCCUCUGUCGCUGCUGUCGGGGGCGCUGGGCCCCGAGGCCGGGGGCGCCGUGGGGCUCUGCGCCUUCCUGAGCGCCGCCUUCGCCGCCGCCACCGCCGCCCUGGGUGCCGCCGAGCUGCUCAUGGUGUGCGUGGGGCCCCGAGGCGCGGUGCAGCCGGGCCGUGGGCGCUGGUGGCGGCUCAACGCCGGGCGCGGGCUCGGGGCGGCGGUGCUGGCCCUGCUGGCCCUGGCGGCCGCUUGCCCCCACGCUGAGCCCGUGGCCGCCCCGGCUAGCCCGGCUGGGCUAACGCUAGCCCUCCUGGGGCUAGCAGCUGGCGCCGUGCGGAACGCCUUCGCCCAGCCACGCGUGUUAAUUAGGUGUUUGGCUACUGUCCCCGCAGGCUCCUGCUUGCCCAGCGGACCCGGUGGCCACCUGGAGCCCUGUGUGGGCAACGGAUCGCAGCGGAACAGGCCGGCCUUCCCCGGGCCCAGCGCACACCUGCUGCAGCAGAACCUGUGGCCCCGCCCCCCCGAGGAGGAGGACGAGGAUUGGUCCUUUGGGGCCCUCGUGGGGCUGAGCCUCCUGAGCGCCGCGGGGCCGCUGUGGGGCUGUGGGCGUUGGGGGGCCCUCGGGGACGCCCCCCGAUCAGUGGCCGCCGGGAGCCUCGGAGCCGCCGCCACCACCACCGGCGCCUUCGCGCUGGCGGCGCUGGCGCUGGGGGGCAGCGUGGAGGGGCGGCUGCUGCGCGCCAGGUGGUCGCGGGGCCCGUGGGGCGCGUGGUGGCCGGGGCCGUGGGUGCCGGCGCUGUCGGGGCUGACGUCGGGGGCGGCCGUGGGGCUGACGGCGCUGGCGGGGGGCGCGCGGCUGCUGCGGGGGCUGGCGAGGAGCCGCGCCCUGCCCCUGCCCCACGCCCUGGGCUCGGGACGCCUUUGGCCGCUGGCGGCCACAUCGGCGAUGGCGGCGCUCGGCGUCCUCCUCGGCUCUUUGGACCUGGUGGCGCCCGUCCUGUCGGUGUUCUGCCUCACCUCCUACCUGGGUCUGAACUUGGCCUGCGCCCUGCAGGGGCUCCUGCCCACGCCGGGAUGGGCCCCGCGCUGCCGCCUCUACCACUGGGCGCUGUCGCUGGCGGGGGCCGCGCUGUGCCUGGCGCUGGCGCCGCUGCCGUGCUGGCCCUGCGCCCUCCUCGCCCUCGGCAUCGGCGCCACCGCCUACAAAUACCUCGAGUACCGCGGGGCGCAGAGCGAGUGGGGCGAGGGCCUGCGCGGGCUCUUCCUCAGCGCCGCCCGCUUCGCCCUCCUGCGCCUGGAGGACGGCGAACCGCCCGCGCCCUCCUGGAGGCCGCAGCUGCUGGUGCUGGUGAAGCUGGACGCUGUGCUGCGCCCCACGCAGCCCCAGUUGCUGGCGCUGGCCGCCCAGUUACAAACUGGGAAGGGGCUGACGGUACUGGGAUCGGUGCUGCCCGGUGAGCUGCCCGGCGACCUGCCCCGCGCCCGCCACGCCGAGACGGCCCUGCGGGAGGCGCUGGCGGCCGAGGGCGCCCGUGGCUUUGUGCAGGUGCUGGUGGGGCCGGGGGGUGCCCGGGGGUUCCCCAAAGAGUUGGGGUCCCUGGUGCAGGGCUGCGGGCUCGGGGCGCUGCGCCCCAACGCCGUCCUACUGGGCUGGCCCCGACGGGAGCCCCCCCACGCCCGGGCCUUUGUCGAGCUGCUGCGGGUGUCGGGGGCCGGCGGGCGAGCCGUGCUGGUGGCCAAGGGGCCGCUGGAACUGGGGGUGCAGGGGGGCACCCUGGACGUCUGGUGGGUGGUGGGCGACGGGCGGCUGCUCACCCUAUUGCCUCUGCUGCUGCGGCGACACCCGUCGUGGCGCGGCAGCCGGGUUCGUCUCUUCGCGGUGGCGUCGCUGCGCGAGAACAGCCUGGGGCUGCGGCGGCUGCUGGAGGCCGAGGCGCGGCGCAGGGGGCUGCAGGCGCAGGCGCACGUCGUCGAGCUGGAUGACAGCGACGUCUCAGCCGAUGCCUACGAGCGAACGCUGAUGAUGGAGCAGCGCGCCCAGAUGCUGCGGCAGAUGCAGCUGGCCAGGGCGGCCCAGGGAGGGCCCCCCCCUUCGGUGGCCCCGAGCGCGGCCGAAGAGGAGGAUGAGGAGGAGGAAGGGCCCCUCCGGGGUCCCAGUCUGGGCAACGUGCGGCGCAUGCACGCGGCGCAGCGGCUGAACGCGGCCGUGGGGCAGCACUCGGGGGGGGCACGACUGGUGCUGCUCGACCUCCCCCCCCCCCCCCCGCGGCGGCGGCCAGAGUCCUACCUGGAGUUCCUGGAGGUGCUGACGGAGGGCCUGGGGCCGGUGCUGCUGGUGCGGGGGGGGGACGACACCAGUAUGGACCAGUAUGGACCAGUACAGACCAGUACCACACCCGUAUGAGCCCCGCUCGUCAAGGCCUGGCCCAGUAUGGACCAGUACAGACCAGUACAGACCAGUAUGACACCAGUCUGAGCCCUGGCUCUUCAAGGACAAGCCCGGUAUGGACUCUGGCACUCCCAGUAUGGACCAGUACAGACCAGUAUGACACCAGUACAAGCCCUGGCUCUUCAAGGAACGGCCCAGUAUGGACCCAGUGCUCCCAGUAUAGCCCAGUAUGAUCCCAGUAUGGGCUGCUGCCCUCCCAGUAUAGCACCAGUGCUUCCAGUACGCCGCCAGCCUGAGCCCAGUGCUCCCAGUAUCUCCCAGUAUAGCACCAGUGCUCCCAGUAUAGCUCCAGUCUGAGCCCAAGCUCUUCAAAGACGAUCCCAGUAUGGACCCCAGCACUCCCAGUAUGGACCAGUACAAACCAGUACACUACCAGUCCGAGCCCCGUCUCUUCAAUCAUCAUCCCAGUAUGGGCCCCUGCGCUCCCAGUAUAAUACCAGUGCUCCCAGUCUGGCUCCCAGUGCUCCCAGUUUGGCUCCCAGUACAGCCCUGGCUCUCCCAGUGCUCCCAGUUUGGCUCCCAGUACAGCCCUGGGUCUCCCAGUGCUCCCAGUUUGGCUCCCAGU
Messenger RNA from Cuculus canorus (common cuckoo), 3575 nucleotides. Its product is annotated as solute carrier family 12 member 6-like. The record is from RefSeq and is a predicted model, not a curated record. Gene Ontology annotation, cellular component: membrane. NCBI's taxonomy places the organism in Eukaryota, Metazoa, Chordata, Aves, Cuculiformes, Cuculidae. Gene Ontology annotation, biological process: potassium ion homeostasis; chemical synaptic transmission; potassium ion import across plasma membrane. Gene Ontology annotation, molecular function: potassium:chloride symporter activity. The coding region runs from base 110 to 2965 and encodes 951 amino acids. The transcript is spliced from 23 exons.